Dreissena polymorpha is the source of this 2186-nucleotide messenger RNA. RefSeq names its product trichoplein keratin filament-binding protein-like. The record is from RefSeq and is a predicted model, not a curated record. The transcript is spliced from 16 exons. Gene Ontology annotation, biological process: apoptotic process. Bases 202 to 1695 code for a protein of 497 amino acids. Gene Ontology annotation, cellular component: keratin filament. Lineage: Eukaryota; Metazoa; Mollusca; Bivalvia; Myida; Dreissenidae.
AUUGCAGAUUUUACAACACCGUAAUUUAGCAUGAGCAUGCGCACUAAAUGUUUCCUGUUUACAUUCGUUACAGAAAGUUGCAAUCAUAAAUUUCAUCAAUAAAGUGAUAUCUUGGGCUGCACAGAACAGGUCAGUUCCUUUGUGUCUCAGUGUUGAGUUUUUCCUGAUAGCAAGGACUACCUAUAUCUACCGGUAAUUAAAAUGGCAUUACCAACCAUCCCACAUUACUGGACCACAAGAAAAAAUGUAUAUGAACAGAAUAUUGUUCGGAGGCGCAACAAUGACACAGACUUCAGAGACAAGUGGGCCAGCACUUCAAAAAACUUCCUGAAGAAUGAUGUGGAGAUGACAAAGCAGCGGGCAUGGGAAUCUGACGAUUCAUUGAAAGAAAGCAUUGCAGCAUAUAGAAAAGGUAAAGAUGAAGAAGAAAAGAAGCAACAGCUGAUUAGGAGACGUCUUAAACUUGCACAGAUGCUUAAAGAAGAGCGAAAUGAAUUUGAGGCAGAACUGAAAGGUUUUUCCAAAGAUAAUUUUGCACGCCUGGAUGACAUGAAAGAAAGAGCAACCUCAUUACGCAGUGCAAGAGAAGAGACACGCAAACAUGUUGCUCAAGAGAAGUUAUAUGAACACUGGAGACAAAAUAAUCCAGAUAUACGAAAAAUAGAGUCAGAGCAACUGAAGGAUUAUAUUAUUGGCCAGUGGCCUGGGCAGCUGGCAGACAAACAGGAGAGAUUGGACUAUGCGAGAAAAGAACAGGAGGAAAUUGAGAAGCAAAUGGAGGAAGAACGUCUGGCUGGCAUUGCAAGAGACCGCCAAAAAAUGGAGGAAAAAGUGGAAGAGGAGAAGAAAUUAAAGGAAAUGUUGAAAGAGCAGAUGCUUGAGCUGAGGGCUCGGGAUGCAGAGGCGGAGUUGUUGAGGAAGGAGGAGGAGGAGUUGGAGAGGCAGCAGUGGGAGCUGGAGGGCCUGGAGGAACAGAGGAAGCAAAUGGAGCUGGCACGCAAGAAACAGGACUUUGGGCGGGUUCUCCUUCGACAGCAUAUUGCCCAGAUGAGAAGACAUUCAAAACAAGUACAGGAGGAACUUGAGUUGGAUCGCAAGAUCUUGGAGGCGCUGGUGGAGAAGGAGGAGGAGUUGAAGCAGGUCCACACAGCUCGCAGGGAGAAAGCCAAGGCAGAUGCCUCAUGGAUGAAGAAGGUUGUGGAAGAACAGAUUAAAGUUGAGAAAGCCAGGGAAGCUGAAUUAGAUCUUCUAUACCAAGAUGAGGCUGCCAGAAUGUGGCAGAAGAGGGAAUCAGAGUGGGAGAAGGAGAGACGAGCCCGGGAACGACUCAUGAAAGAGGUGCUGGAAGGACGCAGUGAGCAAAUUGAAGAUCGUCGCGAGGAAAUCAAAGCCCGGCAGGAAGAAUCACUGAAACAUCGCGAGCAGUUGGUACGGGAACUGGAGAUAGCCAAUCAACUCACUCGGAGGGACUUCCAGAAAAAAGAGGCAGAUAAAGAGCAGCUCAAACUUGAUCUAAAACAACAGUUAACAAGUCGUAAGGUGCAGGAAGAGGAGUCCAAACUGCGAGAACUUCGAGAGCUGGAACGAGAACGAGUUGAGGAGGAAGAGUAUGAAGGCUUCUUGCGUCAGGAGACGGAGAGACUCAAGUUGAAGGGAUUCACACCUCGGCAUCAUGGAAGACAAGCGUGGAUGUAAGGUGAAACGUUUCUACUCAACUGAAAAAUGGUUACACUCAACUUUACACAUUUGGAAGCAACUGGACUACCGGUUUUCUGUGUUCAGCUCACAUUAAAGAUUUAACUUAGGAUUUCUAAGCCAUAACUGUAACUUGAACUUGUUUAAAUGUUCAAUCUUAACAGAGUGUAGAACAAAUCAGUGAAGCCCCCUAUUUGUCCAAGCCAAUAACAGUUUCUACACAAUAUACUGCUUUAUCCUGUUUUCAUUUUUGUGCAUGCACAGACUGGUCUGGAGCUGCCCUGUCUGCAUAUGGAAUAAGGCCCAUUUUUACAUGAUGCUGGUAAUAUCUUCUAGGUAAAAUACAAUUAUGUUUUGUUUCAUUUUAUAUUAUUUUAUUAAUUUUAACCAAAAUGACAAUCUUAUUGUAUCAUAUGUCUUCUUGUCAGCUCUGGCAACGCGUUUUCUCUAUUCUUGGAAACUAAUUGAUUGAAUUAAAUGUAAAUAAUGUU